This is a messenger RNA of Melitaea cinxia (Glanville fritillary), 2159 nucleotides long. Its product is annotated as probable G-protein coupled receptor CG31760. Gene Ontology annotation, cellular component: membrane. Bases 39 to 2135 code for a protein of 698 amino acids. Gene Ontology annotation, molecular function: G protein-coupled receptor activity. Gene Ontology annotation, biological process: G protein-coupled receptor signaling pathway. The record is from RefSeq and is a predicted model, not a curated record. The transcript is spliced from 16 exons. Lineage: Eukaryota; Metazoa; Arthropoda; Insecta; Lepidoptera; Nymphalidae.
UUUAGGAUAGCGCGUAAUUGCGCGAAUGGUCGCCGGAGAUGAGGGCGCCGCGGCGCGUGACCAGUGUGCUGCUGCUGCCCUUCGCACUGCUCUCUUUUCCACAUGCAUAUGUCGCCAACGUCACUACGUACCGAGGGGAACUGGAGUCAUCCCUCCGCCUUGUACACGCAGUCGCCACAGGCGCGACAGGGGCUCUCUGUGUCACGCAUCACUUCGGCCGCCUGCGCGCUCCGAUGUACACAACACGAUGGGACACCGCCAGAGCACGAGCCGACCUCGCUGCAAAUAUUCUACACCAACUUGGAUUAGAAACUGCUGAAGUCCUCAUGGCGGUUUCACAAGGCUUGGUAUUAGGUGGCAGUGCACCAGAACGCGCGGUUGGUGCUCGUGCACUCGCUUUGAGGAGUGAUGGUGUUGUUAACAGUGCGGUGGCAUGGGAGAGAUAUGGGGCAGCUGAACCUGUGGCGGUUGUAUCACCGCAACUUGAAAAACCACCUGAUCCUGAAUAUCCUUGGUACGUGUCGGCAGAGGAAAGCGAAACUUUAAGGUCGCCAAAGUUUAUGCCUUCGCCCCCAGGAGCAACAAUGGAAGGGUGGUGGACAUACCCUUAUUAUAGCUGUGAAGCAAAGCGCUGGCUGCUAUCUUAUACAGUCCCUGUGUCUACAAUUCGCGGAUUAAAAGGCGUUGUUUCUCUUGACAUUGAUAUAUCUAACUUGGAAGUAAACCAGUGCGAAGUGGAUAGCGACGAGGAAAAUGACAAUCAAAUUUAUUCCUUUCAUGGAACUCAUAAAUGUCCGAAUGAAACUACAUUUUGUGAAUACAAACCUAUCAGAGAAAUAAGUAUACGCUACAGCGGUUGGGCGCGUGGAUCCUACAUUUGUAGAUGUCGACCAGGUUACUACUCCUUGCAUCAUCCAGAAGGAUUCAAUGGGUCUUUAGUGGAAGUUGCGUAUCAAGAAUACGAAGAAAACGGGUUAGAAAAUUGGAACGAGCCUUACGAAUGUCUUCAGUGCCAGCCUGGAUGUGAGACAUGUCGUGGUCCUGAGCCUUGUCUUGCCACAUAUAAUUGGCCUUUUCGGAUAUCGUUGCUGGUGAUAUCUGUCAGCUGUGCUUUCAUGACGGUUCUGCUUACCAUUUAUACGCGCCAUCAUAGACGGGUGAAGGUUUUCCGCGUUGCCAGUCCUGUGUUCCUCUCAAUAACACUCCUUGGUUGCGCUAUCAUGUACAUGGAGAUGGCAGCUAUAUUUCCGGUUCUAGACAGAUACUCAUGUAUCGCAACGAAAUGGACUCGACAUAUGGGAUUCUGUAUUACGUACACUGCUCUGCUUAUGAAGACCUGGAGAGUAUCCCUCACGUACCGUGUAAAAUCAGCUCAUAAACUAAAAUUAACAGAUAAACAGCUCUUACAAUGGAUGGCUCCGAUCUUGCUUAUAAUGUUGGUGUAUUUGGGUACUUGGACCCUCUCUGCACCUCCCGAUGCUGAAGUCAUUACAGAUAAUAGAGGACUGAAGUUCAAACAAUGUACAUACAAUUGGUGGGACCACAGUUUAGCCAUAGGAGAAAUUCUAUUUCUUCUUUGGGGUGUGCGCGUGUGUUAUCGCGUAAGACACGCUGAAAGCCUCUAUAACGAAGCACGACUAAUAUCCAUUGCUAUAUACAACAUAUUCACUGUCAAUUCACUAAUGAUUGCAUUUCACUUACUGAUACUACCACGUGCCGGUCCUGACAUAAAGUAUCUAUUAGGCUUUAUACGGACGCAACUAUCAACAUCAACGACGGUGCUGCUAGUUUUUCUGCCCAAGGUUCUCCGUGUAGUGCGAGGUACAGGAGACACGUGGGACAGCAGGGCACGAGCUCGCGGCGUGCCGGCAUCAUCAUCUCUCAACGGAAUCGGUCUCGUGCCAGAUGAACCUCCUGAUCUCUUCCAAGAGAAUGAGGAGCUGAAGGAAGAGGUUCAGAAACUAGCUGCACAGAUCGAGUUUAUGAAGAUAGUGCAAAUGGAAAUGCACAAUCGGCAUUUGCGGCCGCGACCAGGCGGCUACUUCACGACAAAUACUACUGUACCGCAGAGUCCAAUGCAUGCAAAGACUGUUACCAUUUCACAAGAAAACACAGAGUGGUCGGGACCAGUGUGACUCGUGGCGUUGAGCGACAGUGGC